Molecule: messenger RNA, 1104 nt
Organism: Ilyonectria robusta
Lineage: Eukaryota; Fungi; Ascomycota; Sordariomycetes; Hypocreales; Nectriaceae
Exons: 3
Coding region: 37-1104 (355 amino acids)
Source: RefSeq, a predicted model, not a curated record
AAGCAAUCAUCUUCCAAACCACAGAGACUACUCAACAUGGCUCCCAGUCGUCUCGAGUCACCACCAUUGGAAUCCCCCGCCCUGUCUUCGGCUAAUAAGCUGGAGAAUACCAAGGAGAUUCCUAAGGACAACUAUGGCAAUUAUUAUCCCGCUGACCCAGCGACCCUAAACCUCGAGUCCAACUACGGACCCAUGAGCCCCGAGUCAAUCGGAUACCUCCAACCCACCUCUAAGGAUACUCCCCUUGAGGUCAUGCAUGAGCGAUUUGAGCGCGAUGGCUAUCUUUUCGUCAAAGGAUGUAUCCCCAAAGAGGUCUCCUUAGAAUGCCGAUGUGCCUAUUUCUCAUGGAUGUCCCCCAGCGGUCUCCUCAAGCAUGGUACCGAUCCUGUCGAAGGAAUUUUCUCCGGCGCCGAUACGAGAAAAUAUCUCCCCCCUGGAAACUUGCGCCGUCUCUUCGGCUUAAAAGACGACCCUGACAGCGACCGUUAUGUCGAGUUGAUGGUCUCCGCCCAUGAAGCCCCUUUCUAUCUCGACUUUUGUGAGAAUAGGGAAUUGCGGGACUUCGUGCGCUACUUCACUGGCUGGGCUAAUCCUCACAUGCUCCAGCGCACCAUGUUUCGCGCCUUCGUUCCAAAUAGCGAGCUCACACCAGUCCACUUCGACCAAAUGUACCUUCGUGCUGGUCCACCUACAAGUAUUACGGCGUGGGUUCCCAUCGGUGAUGUGUCUCUGGAAGCUGGAGGCCUGAUGUACCUCCAAGAUUCAUCAGACAUUGGUAAAAAGACCGAGGACGACUUCACCAAGCAUUCACACAACCUCACUGACGAGGAGCGCAUCAGUGCGUUCAACAAGAACAUGAAUGAUGGCGGAUUUCUCAGUAGAGAUACUGUGGCUUAUGGUCAGGAAGCCCAUAGAAAGUGGCUUAUUGCAGAAUAUGAGGCAGGUGAUGUCAUCUUUCACAACCCCUACAUGGUUCACGCCAGUUGCAAAAAUAGGGAUCCCAACGACAAGAUCCGUCUCGCAACUGAUGUGAGAUUCGUUGACCCAGAAAAGCCAUAUGACAUGCGCUGGAUGAAGGUAUAUCGGCCCUUGGAUGGACUAUGA